AUGAAGACUUUUGCGCUGAUCUCGAUUGCUCUGGGUCUGCCCGCCGUAAUCGCUGUCCCCGGCGGGCUCAAUCCCGAUGAUAUCACAUUCGCAGGUGUGCAACGAGCCCUCCCCAAUGCGCCCGACGGGUACGUGCCGACAUCAGUCAGCUGCCCAGCAAGCCGACCGACAAUUCGCAGCGCAGCGGAGCUGUCCUCGAACGAGACAUCAUGGCUAAAAGUUCGCCGCGGCAAGACCCUGUCGGCGAUGAAGGAUUUCUUCGGGCAUGUGAAAGUCGGCGAUUAUGACGUCGGUGCCUACCUCGAUACACACUCCGGGAACUCGUCAAAUCUGCCCAAUAUCGGCAUUGCCGUUUCAGGCGGUGGAUGGCGUGCGUUGAUGAACGGUGCCGGUGCGGUCAAGGCUUUCGACAGCAGGACGUACAAUGCGUCGGCGACUGGGCAUUUGGGUGGUCUGCUGCAGUCUGCUACGUAUAUUUCUGGCCUGAGUGGAGGCAGCUGGUUGCUGGGUUCAAUCUAUAUCAAUAACUUCACUACGAUCGACAAGCUGCAGACGCACGAGGAUGGUUCCAUCUGGCAGUUUGGGAACUCGAUCAUCGAGGGUCCUGAUGCUGGUGGUAUUCAGCUUCUGGAUUCUGCCAGUUAUUACAAGGAUCUUGCUGAGGCUGUCGACGGGAAGAAGAAGGCUGGCUUCGAUACUUCUCUCACCGAUAUCUGGGGCCGCGCACUCUCCUAUCAAAUGUUCAAUGCUAGCAAUGGUGGACUCAGCUACACCUGGUCUUCCAUCGCUGACACCCCCGAGUUCCAGGAUGGAGACUACCCCAUGCCGUUUGUUGUUGCAGAUGGCCGUAACCCGGGUGAGCUGGUCAUUGGCAGCAAUUCGACCGUCUAUGAGUUCAACCCGUGGGAGUUCGGCACUUUUGACCCUACUAUCUAUGGUUUCGUUCCCCUCGAGUACCUGGGCUCUAAGUUCGAGGCUGGCUCGCUUCCGAGCAACGAGAGCUGCAUUCGCGGUUUCGACAGUGCUGGUUUUGUGAUCGGAACCUCCUCUACACUCUUCAACCAGUUCCUUCUCCAGAUCAACACCACUUCACUCCCCAGCUUCAUAAAGGAUGUUUUCAACAACGUCUUGUUCGAUCUGGACAAAGCGCAAAACGACAUCGCUUCGUACGAUCCCAACCCCUUCUAUAAAUACAACGAGCACUCGUCGCCGUACGCUACGCAAAAAUUGUUGGAUGUCGUCGAUGGCGGCGAGGAUGGACAGAACGUCCCUUUGCACCCUCUUAUCCAGCCCGAGCGCCAUGUCGAUGUCAUCUUCGCCGUUGACUCUUCAGCCGACACCGACUACUUCUGGCCAAAUGGCACCUCCCUGGUUGCAACCUACGAGCGCAGCCUGAACAGCAGCGGUAUCGCCAAUGGCACCGCCUUCCCUGCAGUCCCAGACCAGAAUACUUUCAUUAACCUGGGUCUCAGCACCCGCCCGUCCUUCUUUGGCUGUGAUAGUUCCAACCAGACCGGACCCUCGCCUCUCGUUGUGUACAUCCCCAAUGCCCCUUACUCCUACCACUCCAACAUCUCUACCUUCCAAAUGAGCACCGACGACACUGAGCGUGACAAGAUCAUUCUCAAUGGCUACGAGGUUGCCACUAUGGCCAACAGCACCGUCGACGGUGACUGGACCUCCUGUGUUGGCUGCGCUAUCCUCAGCCGCUCGUUUGAGCGCACGGGUACCACUCUCCCGGAUAUCUGCAACCAGUGCUUCGACCGAUACUGCUGGAACGGCACUGUGAACUCCACCAGACCGCACUCUUAUGAUCCGGCUUAUUACCUGGCUGAUAGUAUGGCCUCAGUGAGUUUGCCCACCAUGCUGUCCACGGUUUUCGCAGCCGGCCUGGCAAUGCUCAUCCUGGUAUAA
This is a messenger RNA of Penicillium egyptiacum, 1914 nucleotides long. Lineage: Eukaryota; Fungi; Ascomycota; Eurotiomycetes; Eurotiales; Aspergillaceae. The record is from the annotation of a GenBank genome assembly.